Molecule: messenger RNA, 3165 nt
Organism: Glossina fuscipes
Lineage: Eukaryota; Metazoa; Arthropoda; Insecta; Diptera; Glossinidae
Product: box A-binding factor-like
Exons: 1
Source: RefSeq, a predicted model, not a curated record
CAUCAUCACCAUCAUCAUCAUCAUAGGAAACGUUCCAAUCAUCAUCAUCACCAUCAUCAUCAUCAUAAUUUUCAUCAUCAUCAUCAUCAUCACGGUAAGGCGGGUCAAAAGCAAAAGCCAUCUCGCCAUCAAAAGCAACAACAAAAACAUCAUAUGCUGCAAUAUGUAGCUGCUGCUGCUGCUGCUUCGGCAGCGACAAACACAGUAACACCUACCAGUUUGGCAGCAGCAGCAGCUGCUUUAAUUUCCACUUCAACUGUAGCAGCUGUUGCGGCGUCUGCUGCAUCUGCGCCUAGCGCAUCUUUUUCAACUGCUGCUGCUGUCACCUCGAUUGUAAAUAAUCAUCAAACUCAUUUUUUUCACUACCAGAACUCGCAACGCUAUCGCUACAAUAACAACAUAAUAAUACAUAGCCAACAAUUACAGCAACAGCAACAGCAGCAGCAUCAACAACAACAACAACAUCAAUAUUUAAUACCACAAUUAGCAACAUCAAUAACCGCAGGCGUAACAGCUACGACAGCUACCAAUAUAACGCAUACGCACAACAUGAACAGCAAUCAUAAUCCAAAUAAUCAUCAUCAAUGCAAAUCGAGACGCAAAUUACAGAAAUUGUAUUAUACACUAUGCCGAUAAAGUUGUCGUCUUUUAUAGAACCUCGUAUUGCUUCGAUGCUUAUUACUGCAAGUUUAAAACUGUUGACAAACGGUUCGUAUGCUUGCUUGUUGUGUGAAAUCAAGGUGUGUAUUCAUUCAUUCUUCUUUCUUUCUUUUUUUUUUUUUUUGUUUUCCUUUUUUUUUUCAUUUUUUUUUUCAUUUUUUUUUUAUUAGUUUUUAUUCCAGUGCAAUACAUAAUAAGAUUUCCUAUGAAAGCAAGACUAAUUUAAUUAAUUUUUUUAACCAAAUUAUGAAAAUUAAUUUAUUAAUCUCCUAAGCAUAUAUAUCUUUCGAUGAAAGUGUUCGCAGAAAAUGUGAGCAUUUCGUAAAUAUUCUCGAAUCGGGCAUCAUUUUUCCAUAAAUUAAAUUUAAUUAAAAAAUCAAUUAAUCGCUUUAUAAUACAAACAUAACGUAAAGUAAGAAAUAUCCCUUGACAAGCUAUAUAUGAUAUAUAGCAAUUAUAAACAAGUUCAGAAAAUUAAUGCAAAGCAGACGUAGGUAUUGUUAACAAAAAUUAUUUUACCUUUAUUAGAACAAUGUCCUUUUUAAGCUUAAUAUAUUUAUAUAUAUAUAUAUAUUACUGCAAUUUUCAUCGCUGAAAGACUUUCUACAGUUUCGGUAAACACGCAAAGGAUUAUAGCCUAAGGAAGGGAAAUCUGAUGAAUACAAUGAAAUAGUUAAGAGAAUAGAACUCGCAAAGAGGAACCUUCUCUAAGAGUCACUGCUCUCACUAUUUUGAUGCAAAAUUUCUUUAAUCACAAUUCAAGCCAAAUCGUAGCAAUUGAAUUUUCGCCUCAAAUUAUGUCCAAUAUUUUUUCUUCCCAAUUUGAAUGCAAUCAGCCAUUAAGCAAACAUCUUUUGUAUCUUUGAAAUGCCCCUGAACAAUUGCCCCGGCAAUAAUUUACAAUAUAUUUUAUAAGAAUUUUUCAAGCAGUAAGUAAGACCACUGUACGUUUUACGAAAAACAAAUAUUUCUUAAUAAAAUCAAAAAGACAAUUAUGAAUGUGGAAAAAGGUUUAUUUAGAUGGUGGAAAAAUUAGAUAUGACCAGUAUACGAAUCGUGAGACAUUAAAUGUGUUUGAAAACGGCCAACAACCAUAGUUCAGAUAAUUUCCAUUUUUCCCAUUCAAAUGUUUUACAAGUUUUCUUAAAACAAUAUCAUAGGAUAUUUUCGAUAAAUUAUUUUUCAAACAUUUUCUGUUAACAAAAGAGCGAGAUCAACAACAAUAUAACUAAAAAAAUCGUAAGUUUUUCUCUAGAUAAUAAGUUUGUAAGAUAAAUUUGUACGUUUUUUUGGUUUUUUUUUUUUUUUCAAUUAAAGUGUGGACCAUAGGUAGUUAUAUUACAUGCCGUAGGACUACUUAAAUUAAUAAUAAGUAGUGACCUUUACUUCCAUUCAAAACUAAACGUAGAUUUUUUUUUUUUUUUGUAAGCUUUGGAGUGGGAUGGUCAUCGAGGCCAAUAACUUCAAUCUUGGACCGUUUGUUGUUUACGAUAUUAUUGAAAGUUUUGCUGAAACUUCCCUUAGAUUUAUCCACAAAACUAACGAAAAGUAUUUAGAACGCCUAAGGGCAAUAGCUGUUACGACCGGGAUUAUCCCGGAUCUAAAAUAAAUUGGGAAGCAUGUAGAUAGGUUCAGGCAAUCAAAGAGAAAUGCUGAUGACAUUUCAUGUUUGUAUUGAAAUAUUCGUGAUAUUUAUUACAUUAUUGUCGCUACAGUAAGUUUCCUAAAAGUUAAGACAUAUCGGUUACUAUCGCAAUAUUCUGUUCCUUGCCUUAUGUUCGAUUUAGAAACAUAGACAUUAUUAGAUGUCAGUCAGUAAGACAUUUAUCGGUAAUUGUUGGUCAGGCGGUUCUUCAAUAAAAUGUAAGAGGAAAGUGGAAUGAGGGAACACCGAUCGUAUAACUGCAAAAGUGUAGAUCUUCUCGCAAAGAUAUUUGUUGUUUACCUUUACAAAUUUUUAUUUUUAUAUAACAUUUAUAUAAAAUUCUUUUCGCCAACAUAUAUAUGAAGCUUUUCUUAUUUAUCACUUGAUCGUUAUUCUCUCUCAUUCGUUAAAAACUAAACUUAUUUUCGAAUUAAGAAUGAAAGUAUUUAUGAUCUUAAUUGAUUUCGAACAUUUCUUACUUUAUGUUAUGUAUAAAUUAGUUAAAAGAUUUUUUAUAUUAAAUGUGAUUUACUUACAUCUUUUUUCCCCUUCAUUGAUUGAACGGAGAAGGGAUAAUUUAUUAAAAACAUUUCAUCUAUUUAUCUAUCUGCCUUCUGACUGUAAACUUAUUUUAGUUUGUAAUUAUCAUUGAAAUAUUUCAUAAAAACUUUCGCGUAAUGAAUGAAAGUGCGUUUUUCUUUUUUCUCGUUGCUCAAUCCCCCUAUUGUGUAUUUAAAGAAUUUUUCUAUACUUAAAGCAUAAAUAAAUAAAUAAAUGUUGUAGAACUUGCAAAGCAUCAAUAGAAAGAAACGUAUUUGAAAAACAAAAAUGUUUUAACAAAAAGAAACAAAAAAAAAAAA